Laccaria bicolor S238N-H82 is the source of this 2964-nucleotide messenger RNA. RefSeq lists its product as uncharacterized. The transcript has 13 exons. NCBI's taxonomy places the organism in Eukaryota, Fungi, Basidiomycota, Agaricomycetes, Agaricales, Hydnangiaceae. Bases 1 to 2964 code for a protein of 987 amino acids. The record is from RefSeq and is a predicted model, not a curated record.
AUGCCUCCCAAAGGGAAAGGUCCAAAAGGAACACUAAAGCCUUCUGUUUUAGACCCUCUAUGCACUUUUUGCGGGCUUCCUUUCAAGUCAAAGGGCAUAACACAGCACCAAAAAUCAUGCAAAUCUCGUCCUGAGGCAGUUGCUUCAGAUGCAAGAUCCAGGGCAUUUGAGGAACAGGUACAACAAGAGGGGUUAUUGGACCCUUUUAUCCCUGUGAUUGGGCCAAGCUCUGCCUACACUCCUCUUGGUAGGUAUACACAUACUCAAUUGCAAGCAGGAAAUGUGGAAAAUACAAUAUUCAAUGAAAAUGAAACGAUCAACAACACCGAUAACAACAACACCGAGCCCCAUGGUGAAGUCCAUACUGACGAAGGGUCCUCUAGUCCAUUUGAGCAGGCACCACAGCUCAAUGACAUCAAAGUGGAGUACCAUCCAAGAAGCGGACGCCAACCUCAAUUCUUUAGCUUUGAUGAGUACAAAAGCAAUUUCCAGGAUCUCGAUAGUGUUGACAUUCCAGUUGAUCCCGAGCCAUGGAAACCUUUCUGUUCUCGUCUCGAUUUUGAACUGGCAGAAUUGAUUCUUGAUACCCACAUGAAUAAGAAUCAAACGAAUGAACUCAUCUCCCUCAUCCAUCGAUGUAUUCUAGACCCCAAGUCUUUUACCUUGAAAAAUGAACCUGACUUGUCAAAAAUUUGGGAGAAUGCUGCAAAUCGGGCAACUAAGUUUGAGAAAACAACAAUCACAGUAGAGUAUAAUGAUGAAGAUAAACCCUUUGACGUUUGGACGCGUCCAUUGUGGAGUUGGGCUGAGGAACUUCUUCUCGACCCCCACCUUGCCAGGGAAUUUCAUUGGGAUGCUGAACAUCAUUACAGAUUUAAUGGGGAGACUUAUGAACGAUUCAUUGAUGAGCCCUGGACAGCUGAUGCAUGGUGGGAAAUUCAAGCAUCGCUUCCACCAGGAGCAGUUCCUUUUUUUUUCAUGGUGUAUGCAGAUAAAAACAGGCUAUCAUCCUUUGGCACUGCAAAGGGCUACCCUGCCAUUGCUGUUUGUGCCCAUCUUCCAACAUCGAUUCGAAAUGGGGAAAAGAGGGGGAAAAGAGUUUGUGUUGGAUGGUUUCCAGUUGUAAGAAGAUUUCUCAUCAAUUAUAAUUGCAUGCAGCUUACCCAUAGAGCCAUGCAGUUGCAAGAAGACUCAGGUGAAACUGGAAAAAAGAAAUAUGUGAAUUUCAAAAGAGUUGUCUGGCAUAAGGCAUUCUAUGAAAUCUUGAAGUCUGUUGAGCAAUAUGCAGAAACUGGCUACCACCUAACAACUGCUGAUAUUGAACGGUGGAUGUUUCCCAUUGUGCUUAUUGCAUCUGCAGACUAUGAGGAGCAAUGUGUUAUUGCCCUCAUUCGUGGGGUCAACAGCAAAUUUCCCUGCCCAGUCUGCCUCAUUCCUGGGGAUCAGCUUGCCAACCUUUCAUCAGACUUUCCCCUUUGUUUUUCCUCUGACAUGGAAAAGAUUUACAAGUCCACAAUAGGACUUAAUGCCUCUGAGACAGAAGAAACCUUGAAGAAUGUUGGUCUUCGGGAUGUUGAGAAUGUUUUUUGGAAAUUUCCUCGCACUGAUAUUCACCGAGCAAUUUCUUGGGAUCGCCUUCAUGCAUAUCAUGGAGGUUUAUUCUCAGAUCAUAUCUGGGAAGAGGUUAAAAGUGUAGCUGAGGAACUUGGAAAGGGUGUCUCGAAGUUGAUUGAUACCCAGGUUGAUGCUCUCCCUACUUGGAGUGGUUUAAACCACUUUACCUCCAUUAUAAAGACAGGUGAAUUUGCUGAUGGAAGCAAGUAUGAGGACAUGUCGAAAGUUCUUAUCUUUGCACUCCACAAUAUUUUUACAAAGGAAGCAUCUCCUCGAGGAUAUCAGCUACUCAAGCUUCUGCGAAGCUAUGUUGAACUUGAUAUGUAUGCAUCUCUCAAGGUUCAUACAGAGACAACUAUUCAAAAAGGUCGAGAGGAACUGUUGGUUUUUGAGAAAGCACUUCAUGAAUAUAUGCCAUUUAACCCAGCUAAAUCGUGGUCAUUUCCAAAAGCACAUACACAUAAGCAUAUGUUUGACGAUAUCCAGCGAAAAGGGGUGACACGAAACUAUAAUACAAAGCCCAAUGAAAAAUGUCAUGGUGCAUUCAAAAACAGCUACAAGUUCCGAACAAAUUUCAAGAAUGUUGCACCACAGAUACUCAAAUUUGAUCAUGCCGAUUUAGUUGCAACUGUCAUCCGCGAUGACAUUGACUACCUUGAUUUAUCCCAGGCAGAAGCAUCUGCUGAAGAUAGCCAAAUCCAGGUGACACGAAACAUCAUUGGAACGGCCCAUGUAUCCUUGGGUUCUCAAUGUGCACCAGUUGCAUUUUCAGACCUUGAGGAUGAACACAGUUCAGACUCUGCAUUCAAAGAUUUUCGCAAGAAGAUUGGACGCUUUUUUACAAGAUAUCUUGGAAGAUCAGUAAGGUUUGGACCAAGUGAUCAGAUCAAUCCCUUUCAAUUGCUAAGAGUUAACUAUGAAUCAAAAGAUGACUGGUGUGUAGCCACCGACCUUCUUCGUGCCAACCCAAAAUUCCAUGGCAAGCCACGAUAUGAUUGCAUCAUUGUCAAGAUUGAUGAGGAGAAGUAUAUCUUUGCACGCUUACUCUACAUUUUUGGACUUCAAGUUCUUGACAAGGAGUAUCACAUGGCACUUAUCCUACCCAUGGAUCUUCCACCUGAUUUGGAGAAUCGUGGACGGGAUAAUGACCUUUGCUUCAAUCGAGUCAAGGCCCGACAUCGCUCACUCUCAGUUUUUAUCUCCGUUGAAUCAAUCAUUCGUGGAGGUCUUCUUGCAACAGAUUAUGGAUCACAAUAUUCAGAUGAGUAUCUGGUGAUGGACAUGGAUUCGGAUAUGUGGUUGAGGAUGAAGUCAUUACCCCUUGCACGCAGAGUAGAUUUAGGUCACUGA